CCGAUCUGUUUAGUAAACAAACAGAGACGCCUAAGCCUCUUUUCCUUGUUCAUCUAACUAAAACAAACAGUAACAAAUCCCUCGCUCAUGCCAGCUUCUGCAACAUUAGGCCCUCUCUCUCUCUCUCUCUCUGGUAAACCCUCUACGAUCACGAAGAAUUUGUGAAGUGGGUUUUUUUGGUUUUGAGGGCUGUGGAGUGAGGAUGGUGUUGGUGUUGGCUUUGGGGGAUUUACACGUACCCCAUAGGGCACCUGAUCUGCCUGCAAAGUUUAAGUCCAUGCUUGUUCCUGGCAAGAUCCAGCAUAUUAUUUGCACUGGAAAUCUUUGUAUCAAAGAGGUUCAUGACUACUUGAAGACUCUUUGUCCAGAUUUGCAUAUUACUCGAGGUGAGUAUGAUGAAGAGACACGAUAUCCGGAGACCAAGACAUUAACUAUCGGUCAAUUUAAGUUAGGAUUAUGCCAUGGUCAUCAGGUUAUUCCAUGGGGUGACCUAGACUCACUAGCAAUGCUACAGAGGCAGUUGGAUGUGGAUAUCCUCGUAACUGGUCACACCCAUCAAUUCACUGCCUACAAACAUGAGGGUGGUGUUGUUAUAAACCCAGGGUCUGCAACUGGUGCUUACAGCAGCAUCACCUAUGAUGUUAACCCAAGUUUCGUUCUCAUGGAUAUUGACGGUCUGCGUGUUGUGGUCUACGUAUAUGAACUCAUUGAUGGAGAGGUGAAGGUUGACAAGAUUGAUUUCAAGAAGACAACAACCACUACUCACCCUGCUCAUUGAACAAUUGUUGACUCGUUUGUUUAACAGACUUAGGAAUUCCUCCAUAUUUCAUGUUUUUGAUGCAUGUGAUCCACAUUAUUUUAUAUUUGGGUUAGAGUUGGAAACUUGCUAUAAAGUUCAUAGUGAUGGCCACAUGAAUAAUUUUGAUAUUGACUUCUUUUUUUUCUCUCUUUUAAAUCAAUCAAGUUGUGCUAUAAA
Humulus lupulus (European hop) is the source of this 976-nucleotide messenger RNA. Its product is annotated as vacuolar protein sorting-associated protein 29. NCBI's taxonomy places the organism in Eukaryota, Viridiplantae, Streptophyta, Magnoliopsida, Rosales, Cannabaceae. The transcript has 4 exons. Gene Ontology annotation, biological process: retrograde transport, endosome to Golgi; intracellular protein transport. Gene Ontology annotation, cellular component: retromer complex; endosome. The coding region runs from base 203 to 778 and encodes 191 amino acids. The record is from RefSeq and is a predicted model, not a curated record.